This is a messenger RNA of Myxocyprinus asiaticus (Chinese sucker), 2844 nucleotides long. Its product is annotated as membrane progestin receptor alpha-B-like. Bases 169 to 1236 code for a protein of 355 amino acids. Gene Ontology annotation, cellular component: plasma membrane. The record is from RefSeq and is a predicted model, not a curated record. Gene Ontology annotation, molecular function: nuclear steroid receptor activity; steroid binding. Gene Ontology annotation, biological process: response to steroid hormone. The transcript has 2 exons. Lineage: Eukaryota; Metazoa; Chordata; Actinopteri; Cypriniformes; Catostomidae.
AUUUGACAGCGGUACUGCAGAGAGCUGACAGGAGCCUCUCCCGCUUCCUUCGUUUAAUUUAGUUUCCUUAACUCGUGUAUGAAAGAACGGUUAAAUGCAGUUCACUGACUGAAUGGAUUAUCCUCAUAAAAGAUCCCAUAACAGACUGCUGCUUAUGUUCUCCUCACCAUGGCGACAGUUGUGAUGGAGCAGAUUGGGAGGCUGUUUAUCAACGCACAGCAACUUCGUCAGAUUCCCCGUUUCCUGGAGUCUGCCUUCCCUACUUUGCCAUGUACUGUGAUGGUCAGUGAUGUGCCGUGGGUAUUCCGUGAGUCACACAUUUUCACAGGCUACAGGCCACCUGACCAGAACUGGCGCUACUACUUCCUAACUCUGUUCCAGAGGCAUAAUGAGUCUUUAAAUGUAUGGACACACCUGCUGGCCUCCCUCAUUGUCUUAGUCAAGUUUCAGGAGUUGUCUGAAACUGUGGACUUCCUGCGUGACCCUCACGCCCAGCCGCUUUUCAUCUUGCUUCUAGCUGCAUUCACCUACCUGGUGUGUAGUGCGCUGGCCCAUCUACUCUCAGCCAAGUCUGAGCUCUCCCACUACACUUUCUAUUUCUUGGACUAUGUGGGUGUAGCUCUAUAUCAAUAUGGCAGUGCCUUGGCCCAUUUCUACUAUGUUGUCGAAGAAGAGUGGCAUUCUCUAGUGCGAAGCUUAUUUUUGCCAGCUGCGGGCUUCCUGGCCUGGCUGUCUUGUACAGGCUGCUGCUACGGCAAAUAUGCCAGCCCGAGCAUGCCUAGGUUUGUUCACAAGCUAUUUCAGGUGGUGCCCUCGGGCCUGGCCUACUGUUUAGAUAUCAGUCCAGUGUUCCAUCGCAUCUAUAAAUGCUACAGCUCCGAGCAGGGCUGUGCAGACCAGGCAGUGAUCUACCACUGCUAUCAGGUCCUCUUCUUCUUGAUUAGUGCCUACUUUUUCUCGUACCCUCACCCGGAGCGCUGGUUCCCUGGAUGUUGCGACUUCAUCGGACAGGGCCAUCAGAUCUUCCACAUGUUCCUCGUACUCUGUACUCUAGUGCAGAUUGAAGCAGUGCGACUGGAUUAUAGUGAGAGAAGACAUCUCUACGAACGUCUCCAUGGUGACUCGACAGCUCACGAUGCUGUGGCUCUCUUUGUCUUCACAGUAUGUUGCAGUGCACUCACUGCCUUCUAUGUGCGCAAAUGUGUGAAGGCAUUUCUAGAAGAAAAGCAGGAGUAGAUGUUUUGGCAAGAUACGGGUCUGGGACAAGAUAACCAUGCUUGCAUAUGCUGGAAGGAUUGCACUGGUCUAUGACUGAAAUGACUAGUAUAAGGACCUACUUCUUUUUUUUUUGUGUAUUCAUUGUGUUUUUGUGUAUACAUUUUUUUUUUUUUUUUUUUCUGUGGCCUGCCAAACUGGUACCAUGCUUUAAAAUGGCAUUACACACAGACAGUAGCUCUAAAAAAAUAAAUAAAAAUGGACUGCCUGCUGAAAGGUUUUGUGCUCAUCAGCAUUUUUGCUGACAGGUUACUUUGCAUACAGGAACCACUGUAGAUAGUUUAGGUAGAUCAUCACUGGAUUUGUACAUACUUGCAUUGUGCCUCUAAAUCUGACCUAAUCUAGGUACAUAAAUACACAGAUGCAGAGUGCUGCUCUAAAUCGAUGUUACACAUCAGCAAACAUAAUUGGCAUGCCAUCAGACCAUUGCAAAGACCAAUGCAUUUGGAUGUCAGAGUAUUAAAUGCACAGGUCUUUUAGAUCAUGAAUGGGGGAAAAAAAAAAAAAAUGCAACCUGCAUACAGGAUAUCAUUUUGAAAGAUGGGCUGAUUAUUAUUUAAAUGUUUUAUUAUUAUUAUUAUUAUUAAAUGGAUUGAAUGCCCUCUCGACAGUGCUUUUUAAGAUUUGACAUAGUUUCAGCCUCAAUAGACUAAUGCAAAUCAGUGUCAAAAUGACUUCUGACUGGCCUUGCAGUGUGUCCUAUCUAUCCAGUGUCACUUUGAGGUUAGUUGAUUUGGUUAGGUUAUUGCAAAAUGCAAUCGAUCUGUAUUUUAUGAGUAUCAGUCAUGCACCGUCAGUGGACAUUCCCUUCCAUUUUUCAGUUACCAAUACCAGAGGAUGUUAUGUUAUUACUAGGAUAGUAGGCAGGAUGUAAUGUCAUGGGCUUGCAGUAUAGUCAGAUUUAAGAAAUUUGAAUUUAACUAACUGUAGUUGACUAACCAGAGUUUAGUGUUAUUAAUUUAACACAAAAAAGAGCACUUGUUCUACUCGUCAUUAUGACUUUUAAAUGUAUUAAAAGUAGUUCAAUGACAUCAAUAGCUUUUUGUUUUGUUUUACAUAACAUUUAAAUAUCUGCCAAAGAGGCUUUUGAGAAAAAAUGAAUAUGUCCACCAUGGAUAUGAUGUCUCCUUUCGUCAUGAAGAUCAUCCUUUUAUACACAAGGGCUAUACCUAUGGCCUAUACCUUUAAUCAUACCGAUACGAUUGCCUUUGUGUGUUCCAUAUGUGUAGUUUUCUACUGGCGGUUUAACACAGUCUGAGCAUCAAAUCUGUUAAAUGUAUUUUCCUAAUGUUCCUGACUACAUGCAUGCAUACUUAUGUGUGAAUAUGCGUACAGAUGCUUGUGAGUGUGUGUGCAUUUUUGAAUGUAUACUGUAUACCUAUGUAAGUUGGCUACUCGUGAGAAAGGAUAUGAAGGCUCUUAAUAGUCUGACCCUGUCUAGCCUUUUAUUGAGCCCGAUACAUGCACACCAAUACCUGAUUACUCUUUAAAAUCAGUUUUAAAAACUAGUAAAGGUUUUUGCACAAAAAAAAAAACCGUCAUAAUAUGCUAUUAAAUAAUCUUUUUCCA